This is a messenger RNA of Acanthosepion pharaonis, 4398 nucleotides long. Lineage: Eukaryota; Metazoa; Mollusca; Cephalopoda; Sepiida; Sepiidae. The record is from the annotation of a GenBank genome assembly.
AUGAUAAAUUGCAACUGCCUUUCUUUACUUUAUCAACUGAUAUCACUCACUGGCUGUCAUAUGACCUUCAUAAAGAAGUCAUCAACACAACAACUCUUUUUUCUCUCUCUCUCUCCACUCUUUUUCUCUCUCUCUCUCUCCACUCUUUUUCUCUCUCUCUCUCUCCACUCAUUUUUUCUCUCUCUCUCUCCACUGUUUUUUUUCUCUCUCUCUCUCCACUGUUUUUCUCUCUCUCUCUCCACUGUUUUUUCUCUCUCUCUCUCCACUGUUUUUCUCUCUCUCUCCACUGUUUUUUUUCUCUCUCUCUCCACUGUUUUUUUUCUCUCUCUCUCCCUUUUUUUCUCUCUCUCUCCACUGUUUUUUUCUCUCUCUCUCUCCACUGUUUUUUCUCUCUCUCUCUCCCUGUUUUUUCUCUCUCUCUCUCCACUGUUUUUUUUUUCUCUGUUUUUCUCUCUCUCUCCACUCACUUUUUUUCUCUCUCUCCACUGUUUUUCUCUCUCUCUCUCCACUGUUUUUUUUCUCUCUCUCUCCACUGUUUUUUUUCUCUCUCUCACUGUUUUUUUUCUCUCUCUCCACUGUUUUUUCUCUCUCUCUCCACUGUUUUUUUUUUCUCUCUCUCUCUCCACUGUUUUUCUCUCUCUCUCUCCACUGUUUUUUCUCUCUCUCUCCACUGUUUUUUUCUCUCUCUCCACUGUUUUUUUUCUCUCUCUCUCACUGUUUUUUUCUCUCCACUGUUUUUUCUCUCUCUCCACUGUUUUUUUUCUCUCUCUCUCCACUGUUUUUUUUCUCUCUCUCCACUGUUUUUUUCUCUCUCUCUCCACUGUUUUUUCUCUCUCUCUCCACUGUUUUUCUCUCUCUCUCUCCACUGUUUUUUUCUCUCUCUCCACUGUUUUUUUUCUCUCUCUCUCCACUGUUUUUUUUUUCUCUCUCUCUCUGUUUUUUUUUCUCUCUCUCUCCACUGUUUUUUUUUUCUCUCUCUCCACUGUUUUUUUUCUCUCUCUCUCCACUCUUUUUUCUCUCUCUCUCUCCACUCUUUUUUCUCUCUCUCUCUCCACUCUUUUUUCUCUCUCUCUCUCCACUCUUUUUUCUCUCUCUCUCUCCACUCUUUUUUCUCUCUCUCUCUCCACUCUUUUUUCUCUCUCUCUCCACUGUUUUUUCUCUCUCUCACUGUUUUUUCUCUCUCUCUCCACUGUUUUUUUCUCUCUCUCUCCACUGUUUUUUUUUUUUCUCUCCACUCUCUCUCUCCACUGUUUUUUUCUCUCUCUCUCCACUGUUUUUUUUCUCUCUCUCCACUGUUUUUUUCUCUCUCUCUCACUGUUUUUUUCUCUCUCUCUCCACUGUUUUUUCUCUCUCUCUCCACUGUUUUUUUCUCUCUCUCUCCACUGUUUUUUCUCUCUCUCUCCCACUUUUUUUUUCUCUCUCUCUCCACUGUUUUUUCUCUCUCUCUCUCCACUGUUUUUUUCUCUCUCUCUCCACUGUUUUUUCUCUCUCUCUCUUUUUUUCUCUCUCUCUCUCCACUGUUUUUUUUUUCUCUCUCUCCACUGUUUUUUCUCUCUCUCUCCACUGUUUUUUUUUUCUCUCUCUCCACUGUUUUUUUCUCUCUCUCCACUGUUUUUUCUCUCUCUCUCUCCCUGUUUUUUUCUCUCUCUCUCCACUGUUUUUCUCUCUCUCCUCUGUUUUUCUCUCUCUCUCCACUGUUUUUCUCUCUCUCCACUGUUUUUUCUCUCUCUCUCUGUUUUUUUUGUUUUUUCUCUCUCUCCACUGUUUUUUCUCUCUCUCUCCACUGUUUUUCUCUCUCUCUCCACUGUUUUUUUCUCUCUCUCUCCACUGUUUUUUCUCUCUCUCUCUCCCUGUUUUUCUCUCUCUCUCCACUGUUUUUUUCUCUCUCUCUCUCCUCUCUUUUUUUCUCUCUCUCUCUCCACUGUUUUUUUCUCUCUCUCUCCACUGUUUUUUCUCUCUCUCUCCACUGUUUUUUCUCUCUCUCUCCACUGUUUUUUCUCUCUCUCUCCACUGUUUUUUUUCUCUCUCUCUCUCCACUGUUUUUUUCUCUCUCUCUCCACUGUUUUUUCUCUCUCUCUCUCUCCACUGUUUUUUCUCUCUCUCUCUCUCCACUGUUUUUUCUCUCUCUCUCUCCACUGUUUUUUCUCUCUCUCUCCACUGUUUUUUCUCUCUCUCUCUCUCCCUUUUUUCUCUCUCUCUCUCCACUGUUUUUUCUCUCUCUCUCUCUCUCCUGUUUUUUCUCUCUCUCUCUCCACUGUUUUUCUCUCUCUCUCUCCACUGUUUUUUCUCUCUCUCUCUCCCUGUUUUUUUCUCUCUCUCUCUCUCCACUGUUUUUUUUUCUCUCUCUCUCCACUGUUUUUUUUUCUCUCUCUCUCCACUGUUUUCUCUCUCUCUCCACUGUUUUUUCUCUCUCUCUCUCCACUUUUUUUCUCUCUCUCUCUCCCUGUUUUUCUCUCUCUCUCUCUCCACUUUUUUUUCUCUCUCUCUCUCUCCACUGUUUUUUUCUCUCUCUCUCUCUCUGUUUUUUUCUCUCUCUCUCCACUGUUUUUUUUCUCUCUCUCUCUCCACUGUUUUUUUUCUCUCUCUCUCUCCACUGUUUUUUUUCUCUCUCUCUCUCCACUGUUUUUUUUCUCUCUCUCUCUCCACUGUUUUUUUUCUCUCUCUCUCUCCACUGUUUUUUUUCUCUCUCUCUGUUUUUUUCUCUCUCUCCACUGUUUUUUUUUCUCUCUCUCACUGUUUUUUCUCUCUCUCUCCACUUUUUUUCUCUCUCUCUCUCCACUGUUUUUUUUCUCUCUCUCUCUCCACUGUUUUUUUUCUCUCUCUCUCCACUGUUUUUCUCUCUCUCUCUCACUGUUUUUCUCUCUCUCUCUCUCUUUUUUUCUCUCUCUCUCCACUGUUUUUCUCUCUCUCUCUCCACUUUUUUCUCUCUCUCUCUUUUUCUCUCACUGUUUUUCUCUUUCUUUCUCUCUCUCCACUUUUUUUUCUCUCUCUCUCCACUCUUUUCUCUCUCUCUCUCCCUCUUUUUCUCUCUCUCUCUCCCUCUUUUUUUCUCUCUCUCUCUCCACUCUUUUUUCUCUCUCUCUCUCUCCCUCUUUUUUUCUCUCUCUCUCCUCUUUUUUCUCUCUCUCUCUCCCUCUUGUUUUUCUCUCUCUCUCCCUCUUGUUUUUUUUCUCUUUCUCCUCUCUUGUUUUCUCUCUCUCUCUCCCUCUUUUUUUCUCUCUCUCUCCACUCUUGUUUUCUCUCUCUCUCUCCUCUUUUCUCUCUCUCUCCCUCUUUGUUUUCUCUCUCUCUCUCCACUCUUGUUUUCUCUCUCUCUUUCUCCCUCCUUUUUUUUCUCUCUCUCUCCCCUCUUUUUUCUCUCUCUCUCUCCACUCUUUUUUUCUCUCUCUCUCCACUCUUGUUUUUCUCUCUCUCUUUCUCCACUCUUGUUUUUCUCUCUCUCUUUCUCCACUCUUGUUUUUCUCUCUCUCUUUCUCCACUCUUGUUUUUCUCUCUCUCUUCUUUUUUCUCUCUCUCUCUCCUCUGUUUUCUCUCUCUCUCUCCCUCUUUUUUUCUCUCUCUCUCUCUUUUUCUCUCUCUCUCUCCACUGUUUUUUUCUCUCUCUCUCCACUUUUUUUUCUCUCUCUCUCUCCACUUUUUUUUUCUCUCUCUCCCUUGUUUUUCUCUCUCUCCACUGUUUUUUCUCUCUCUCUCCACUUGUUUUUCUCUCUCUCUCCACUGUUUUUCUCUCUCUCCACUGUUUUUUUCUCUCUCUCUCCCUUGUUUUUUCUCUCUCUCUCUCCACUUUUUUUUCUCUCUCUCUCCACUUUUUUUCUCUCUCUCUCUCUCUUUUUUUUUUCUCUCUCUCUCUCUCUCCACUCUUUUUUUUCUCUCUCUCACACUUCUCUCUCUCCACUCUUUUUUCUCUCUUCCCAUUUUUCUCUUUAUUCUUCUCUUUCUAGUCUCUUUAUUCUUCUCUUUCUAUCUCUUUAUUCUUCUCUUUCUAGUCUCUUUAUUCUUCUCUUUCUAGUCUCUUUAUUCUUCUCUUUCUAUCCCUCUUUUUUCCUUUUCUUUCUCGCCUCUCUUUCUUCCUCGUCUUUCUUCCUCGCCUCUCUUUCUUCCCUCUCUUUCUUCCCUCUCUUUCUCGCCUCUCUUUCUUCCUCCUCUUUCUCGCCUCUCUUUCUUCCUCCUCUUUCUAGCCUCUCUUUCUUCCUCCUCUUUCUAGCCUCUCUUUCUUCCUCCUCUUUCUCGCCUCUCUUUCUUCCUCCUCUUUCUCGCCUCUCUUUCUUCCUCCUCUUUCUCGCCUCUCUUUCUUCCUCAUUUCUUCCUAUGUUUGGUUUCAUCCAGAAAGCCAUCUUUUGCUUCUCUACUAUAUUGUCACCUUUCUUUACUAGGGCUUCUUUUUCAAUUCAUUUUUGA